Molecule: messenger RNA, 3936 nt
Organism: Penicillium odoratum
Lineage: Eukaryota; Fungi; Ascomycota; Eurotiomycetes; Eurotiales; Aspergillaceae
Product: ABC transporter ATP-binding protein
Exons: 1
Coding region: 1-3936 (1311 amino acids)
Biological process (GO): transmembrane transport
Cellular component (GO): membrane
Molecular function (GO): ABC-type transporter activity; ATP hydrolysis activity; ATP binding
Source: RefSeq, a predicted model, not a curated record
AUGGAAAGGCCUGAUGAAUAUCUGGAUGAGAAGCAAACCAUCUCUCACGGCACAGAUGUCAAUAUUGAUCUCGCAUCGAAAGAGGCACAACUUACGAAGCUCGACUCCAAGCAUGUGAUUGUGGAGAAUGCACUCGAUUCAGACCCUUUCGGACAUCUUCCAGCCGGGGAAGCUGAGAUUCUUAAACGACAGGUCGUGGUUCCGCCCGUCCAAGUAACAAUUCGAACACUUUAUCGGUAUGCAACCACUACGGAUUUGGUGUUGAUUGCAAUCUGCGCUCUCUGUGCUAUCGCUGCCGGUGCUGCCCAGCCUUUAAUGACUGUCAUCUUCGGCAAUCUGUCCGGUCAGAUCUCUUCAUUCGCCGGUGGAGGCAGUGCCUUGGAAGACUUUCGCGCUAAGCUUUCUCACAACGUGCUUUACUUUGUUUAUUUGGCCGUCGCCAAAUUCUUCGUCACUUAUAUCUCAACUGUUGGGUUCAUCUACACUGGAGAAAAGAUCAGUGGACGGAUCAGGGAGGAAUAUCUUGCUGCGUGCUUGCGCCAGAACAUCGGAUACUACGACCACCUUGGGGCUGGCUCAAUCGUCACACGCAUCACGUCCGACACUAAUCUCAUUCAAGAUGGUAUUUCGGAAAAGGUGAGCCAAAGUCUGAUGGCGAUUGCGACAUUCUGCACGGCUUUCAUUAUUGCUUUCAUCAAAUACUGGAAGCUUGCUCUCAUCCUCUGUUCGAUCAUCGUUGCCAUUGUGAUCGUGCUAGGUGGCUGCGGAAAAUUCAUGGUCCAGUACAACAAGCAAUCACUGGCUUCGUACGCACUCGGAGGAACCGUGGCCGAGGAGGUUCUUUCUUCGAUUCGGAACGCCGUGGCCUUUGGUACCCAGGAGAAGCUGGCUUUGCAAUACGAUGUGCACCUGGCUGAGGCUGAGAAAUGGGGCUUCAGACAGAAGGCUGUUCUCGCCGGCAUGAUGGGCUUUGCCAUGUGGGUUGUCUACCUCAGCUAUGGUCUAGCGUUCUGGCAAGGCUCCCGCUUUCUCGUCGAAGGCGAAGUCAGCAUUGGUCCAAUUCUGACCAUUAUUCUCGCCAUGUUGAUCGCCUCUUUCAGUCUUUCGAAUGUUGCUCCUAACGUCCAAGCGUUUACCACUGGACUUGCGGCUGCGGCGAAAGUUUUCGAUGCCAUUGAUCGGGCCUCGCCACUUGAUCCCACGUCUACCGAGGGUUUGAUGCUAGAGCAUGUCGAAGGAACCAUUGAACUUAAAAACAUUAAGCACAUUUACCCUUCACGCCCUGAGGUGUGCGUUAUGCAGGAUGUCAGCCUGGUCAUUCCGGCUGGCAAGAAAACAGCCUUGGUAGGUUCCUCCGGCUCAGGAAAGUCAACUAUUGUUGGGUUGAUCGAGCGUUUUUACGACCCAGUCGCUGGUGAGAUCUUCCUUGAUGGCCAUGAAAUCUCUACUUUGAAUCUGCGCUGGCUACGCCAACAGAUUUCCUUGGUGAGCCAAGAGCCAACAUUGUUCGCAACCACUAUCUUUGAAAAUAUCGCUCACGGUCUCAUCGGCACGAAAUUCGAGAAUGAAAGUUUGGAAAGUCGCUGUGAACGAAUCUACGAGGCGGCCAAGAUGGCAAACGCCCAUGACUUUGUCACCGGACUGCCGGAAGGAUAUGAUACCCACGUCGGUGAAAAGGGAUUCUUGCUUAGUGGAGGACAGAAGCAGCGUAUUGCCAUUGCUCGUGCGAUGGUCAGCGAUCCUAAGAUUCUUUUGCUUGAUGAAGCAACCUCAGCACUCGACACCAAAUCCGAAGGCGUUGUUCAGGCAGCUCUGGAAGUUGCUGCCGAGGGGCGAACCACGAUCACUAUCGCUCAUAGACUCUCUACCAUCAGAGACGCAGACAACAUCGUUGUCAUGUCCCAGGGCCGCAUCGUCGAACAGGGCUCUCACCAGGAACUGAUAGAUAUGAAGGGGGCUUAUCAUGGUCUUGUUGAGGCACAGAGAAUCGGAGGCGCAAUUGAGUCGACAUCCCCGGAGCAAGAAGAUGCCCUGUCAGAGGACCUCGACGAUGAGAAUCCUGUGGACAAAAAGCUUACACUCGAUCGUACCAACACGCAGAAAUCUCUAUCCAGCCAAAUUCUACGAGACCGUCAACCCGAGGUCGGACAGAAGUACUCUAUGUGGACACUUAUCAAUUUCAUUGCGGCUUUCAACGCAAGCGAAUGGAAGCUCCUGGUAGUUGGACUUUUCUGGGCUACGAUCUGUGGAGGCGGUAAUCCAACCUCGGCGGUCUUUUUCGCAAAGGAGAUCAUCUCACUUUCAACUUUCGGGGUAACAGCAACAGGCCCCGAGGCCCGAGCACAGAGUAACUUCUGGAGCUGGAUGUACUUCAUGCUGGCGUUUGUCCAGUUAAUUGCGUUCAUCGCCCAAGGUGUGAUCUUUGCGUGGUGCUCUGAGAAACUCACCCGCCGAGUUAGAGAUGCUGCAUUUCGAUCCAUGCUUCGACAAGACAUUUGCUUCUUCGACAAGGACGAAAACUCGGCAGGCGCUCUGACCUCUUUCCUUAGCACAGGCACAACAAGUGUCGCUGGCCUCAGUGGCGCCACUCUGGGAUCCAUUCUCACUUGCUCAACUACAUUGAUUGCUGCAAUCUGUCUUUCCUGCGCUAUUGGCUGGAAGCUGGGACUUGUAUGUACGGCUACUAUGCCGAUUCUGAUAGGAUGCGGAUUCUUCCGAUUCUGGGUUCUCGCCAGAUUUCAAGCGAGGGCCAAGAAGGCAUAUGAGUCCUCGGCUAGUUAUGCUUGCGAAGCUACAUCCGCCAUUCGCACCGUCGCUUCAUUGACUAGGGAACAAGAUGUGAUCGUUCACUACAGAGCUGCAAUUGCCGAGCAGGAGAAGAAGAGUCUUCAAUCUGUUUUGCGGUCUACGCUCUUGUUUGCUUCUUCCGAGUCUCUUGUGUUCCUCUGUAUGGCAUUAGGCUUCUGGUAUGGUGGUACACUCAUCACCACUGGAGAGUAUAGCAUUCUACAAUUCUUCAUCUGUUUCCCUGCUAUCGUUUUCGGAGCUCAAUCCGCAGGAAGCAUUUUCGCAUUUGCUCCAGACAUGGGCAAGGCACAGGAGAGCGCUCGCGAGCUGAAAAAGCUCCUCGACUACAAGCCAUUAAUUGACACCUGGUCGACUGAUGGAGAGAAGGUUGAGGAAAUGGAAGGUCGCAUUGAAUUCCGCGACGUUCACUUCCGUUACCCAACCCGGCCAGAACAACCCGUUCUCCGGGGUCUCAAUCUCACCGUCGAGCCUGGGCAAUACGUCGCAUUGGUGGGUGCUUCGGGAUGUGGAAAGAGUACCACCAUUGCUUUGCUCGAACGUUUCUAUGAUCCCCUCACCGGCGGCGUCUUUGCAGAUGGCAAGGAGAUUUCCUCUUUGAACCUACCUGAUUAUCGAUCCUUCGUCGCCCUUGUAUCCCAGGAACCUACUUUGUACCAGGGUACUAUCCGCGAGAACAUCCUUCUCGGUACGACUCGAGAUGAUGUCCCCGAUGAAAGGAUCGAACUUGCAUGCCGUGAGGCGAACAUCUACGACUUCAUCAUGUCAAUGCCGGAGGGCUUCUCCACCGUCGUUGGAAAUAAGGGAACCAUGCUCUCGGGCGGACAGAAGCAACGUAUCGCCAUUGCCCGUGCCCUUCUUCGGGAUCCCAGGAUUCUUCUGCUGGACGAGGCUACCAGUGCGCUAGACUCGGAGUCUGAGCGGGUGGUGCAGGCUGCGUUGGAUAAGGCUGCUAAGGGUCGGACUACGAUUGCUGUUGCUCAUCGGUUGUCCACUAUUCAGCGUGCCGAUAUCAUCUAUGUCUUUGAUCAGGGUCGCGUUGUUGAGUCUGGGACGCAUGGAGAGCUCAUGAAGUUGGGUGGUAAAUACUCAGAGCUGGUGAAUCUGCAAAGCCUGGGUGACGCAUCAUAG